CUGGUGGCGGGGGACCGCAAUGGGGAACCGGCUCUACAUAUGUCGGUUGAGUUCAAAGCUAAGAUAUGUGCACCAUGGCAGAAUACUUUGGUGGUUCGGCUACUUGGCCUGAGGAUCGGUUUCGUCACCCUUUGCAAUCGCCUGAAAAGUCUAUGGCGGCCGACGGGCUCUAUGGAGGUCAAGGACCUGGACCAUGACUGUUUUCUAGUAAAACUACACAACGAGCAGGACUACAUCCGAACUCUGACCGACGGACUUGGCUCUGAAAAUUCACUUCUACCACAAGGAAGUGUUGAACACGUUGGGAAUCUCUUAGGAAGGACUAUCAAGCUGGACUACCAUACCUUGACACAACAAAGAGCUAAAUUUGCUCGGUUAGCGGUGGAAGUCAACCUCUCGAAGCACCUCGUACCCAUAAUUUGGCUGGAUGAUGAAUGGCAAAAGGUAGAGUAUGAGAAUCUCCCUGAGGUAUCCUUCGAGUGCGGGAAGAUUGGACAUCUCUCGGCUACAUGCCCUCAGAUUUUGACGAUGGUUUCCUUGGCGCAACAAACAAGCGCCGGUGGGUCGCCGCCGAUCAGCUCGCCGGCCCAACCGGAAGAUCCCAACCCGGGUUUCGGGACGUGGAUGAUGGUCACGAGGAAAUAUCGGCGUAAUUCAAGGGAUGUUCAAAGAAAAGGGAAGGUGGAGAACGAUUUGGGGAAUCAUACUACGACAAUAGUUUCCAAGAAUGGGAAGGGCGGACAAGCGGUAAAGGAAGGGAAAGGGCUGCUUGGACCAAGGCCCAUUUCGGUCACGAAUGGGAAAAGCGGGCCGAAACUAGCUAUAAAGGAUGGGGCCUCCUCCUCCUCGGCUCAUGGACCGAAAAUAACUUCUAAAACAGAAGUGGCGGAGCUCGUUACCUCAAAUAUUGGCAAUGGGCUUCUUGCUGAU
Molecule: messenger RNA, 930 nt
Organism: Linum tenue
Lineage: Eukaryota; Viridiplantae; Streptophyta; Magnoliopsida; Malpighiales; Linaceae
Source: the annotation of a GenBank genome assembly